This is a messenger RNA of Gaeumannomyces tritici R3-111a-1, 3823 nucleotides long. RefSeq lists its product as hypothetical. The transcript is spliced from 2 exons. The coding region runs from base 529 to 3273 and encodes 914 amino acids. Lineage: Eukaryota; Fungi; Ascomycota; Sordariomycetes; Magnaporthales; Magnaporthaceae. The record is from RefSeq and is a predicted model, not a curated record.
ACCGGGUGCCGUCCGCCAUCUUCUUUUUCCUUCCCGUUGUCCUGGCCUUUUCUGUUUUUCUUCCCCAUCGCCUCUCUCCUUCCCCACCCUUUAAACACUGGCAUGAAGUGGUAUAUUCUUUGUUGCCCUUAAUCCCGAGCACAUCAACUGCUACUCCACGUCACUGCUCCCAGGGUUCCCUCACCCCCACACAACACUGCCUGGGGGCUUGCUUGCAUAAGCUCCAUAUAACACUGCCACCUAUCGCACCAGGGAUAAGGGCGGCAACACCUCCUUCGAUCGCGACUGUCCAGCCCUAGUUUCUCCUCACAACUGAAACCUCGCCGUCGUCGAAAACUGUCCUGAUAGAAUAGUGGAAUCGAUAAACGUGCGAGAUAGGUUUUGCGCGUUGCCAUCUCGCACACGGCUAGCUGGUCACAUCGCGACUGUUCUGGCACGACCAACCGAAGGUACUGCCCAAGGCGAGGGCAUCGGGAGAGAGCGGGAGUAAAGAUCUGUACCACGACGGAAACGCACAGACGUACAGGAAUGGACCGCACAAACACGUCGGUCGCGCGCAUCGCCGAGGCGGACGGGCUCGCACGGGCGCUCUACCGGCGCGCGCGCCUGGCCGGGCCCGACUUCUCCGACAUCGCGACGGUGGUCAGGGGCCUGCACACGGUGCUCAAGCACCUGCGCGUCGAGUCCGAGGACCCGGACAGCCUGCUCAACGCGACCCAGCAGGAGCACAGCGUCUAUGCACGCCAGCUGGGCCCCAUCGUCGAGGACUGCGAGUUCACGCUCAAGCAGCUCGACACCAUCCUCGAAAAGUACGGCGGCAGCAGCGCCGACACGCCCUCGGCCGACGGCCCGCCGCGCGACGGCUACAUCGCCGGCACCGCCGAGAGCCGCGAGAAGGACAUGAUCGCGCUCAUCCGCACCAAGCUGGCCAACCAAAAGACGAACAUCGACAUCUUCCUCGACACGGUCCAGCUGCACAACCCGGCCACGGCAAGGACCUUUGUCGACAACCCCCAGAGCCAGCAGCUGGACUCUAUCAAAGACAAGGUCGACGCCAUCGCGGCCCGCCUGGCCCGCCGCAGAGUCGCCACCGGCGGCCAGAAUGGCCCCAGCGAGAUGCAAGACGAGGAGCUGUGGCAACAGUUCUGCGAGGAGCUCGCCCGCGAGGGCUUCUCGAGCGAUGUGCUGAUGCGCAACAAGGAAGUGCUUCGAGCUUACAUCCGUGAGAUGGACUCGAACGGUCUGUUGGACAAUGACAGUCCACCCUCUGUGCGUGGGCUUCUUCUCGACCAGCAGCAGCAGCAGCAGCCUGCUGUGAAUGCCCAGCAGCCGUCCCCACUCUCGCGGGGACCACCCAUGACGGUGACCCCGGCGUCGUACCCGCGCGCCCCUGAAGGCGAUCUCAGUCCUAAGGAGGUCGUCUACCCUGCCAACAUGAACGAGAAGUUCUUGCCUACCGUCAAGCUCGACCGCAGGCCUCCCGAUUAUAGCAGCGCGCCGCCACCCUUGUCCCACCCCAACCGGGGAUCCCCUCGGAGCCCACGAAGCCCAGAGAGCCCACCAGGCCCGCCUUCUCCGUCCCGGGGCGGUACCAACCCCUCCCAGGCUCAGGGGCAGCAGCACCAUCGCCAGCACCAGUCUCUGCAAACAUAUAACCCCUACGUCCCCCACCCGCAACCACAGUCACAGCCGAGCCCGCAUGCUCCAGCACAGCAUUCCCCGCCGCAGCCCCAAGCCACCUCCCCUCAGCUGCUCUAUCAGCCUGUCCUCUAUGAACAGCAGAGCAGCGGCUUGUCUGCACUUGAGCGGCAGUCUUCGGUGUCCGACUCCACAGACUCGGGCUCGGAAUCAAGCUCCUCCCACAAUAAGCUAGUCAUUAUAUCCACUCGAGACCUGAUGCAGCUCGACCACAGAGAGGCGGAACGCCUCGCGUCGCAGAUGGCGGCAAUGCGGCUCAACACCAACCUUCCUCCUCCCCAGUACGUGUCGCCCGGCACUUCACCUAAAAGCGCCACGCCACGCUACCUGCCGGCCCCUCCCACCAUUGCGGACCAGCUUGGCGUGUCUCCCCGCUUCGCACCCGCCCUGCCGCCGGCUUAUACCAGCCCGGCCAUGACCAACGCCAUCGCCACUCAGGCCCCACCUCCGGCUUAUGGCGCCUCACCACCCAUACCGGCCACAUACCAACAGCUCCCACAUCUGGCGUCGCGCCUUCAGCCCGAUAGCGCCGGCCGUGAGAUCCCGCCCGACGCCACCUGGACCAAGAUCCGCCGAACCCUUGUCAGCCCCGAGGUCCUGGAUCGCGCCGGAGUCCGCUACGAGGCCCGCCCGGAGUUUGUCGCCGUCCUGGGCGAGCUGACCAAGGCCGAGAUUGCUCAGUACGCCCACGAGACCCUCGAGGUGCGUCGCCAGAGGAGUUCUAGUUACAGCAACAAGCGCUUCCAGCCGCCUCCCCACUACGCCCGCGGCAACAACCGCGCGGAUAAUCUCCGAGAUGAGAAGCCCCGGUCUGGCUCGACGAGCGAUGAUGAGAGUGUGCUCUGGGACUCGAGCGACUCCUCCUCGGAUGACGAGAAGAACCGCCGCAACCGCUCCCGCCGCGCCGACAGCAAGAGCGGCAACACUCCCAAGGCCGAGAAGGAGAAGAGCUCCCAAGACGGCUCUGCUGACGACGAAGAGAAGGGCACCAAGGUGUACCCCUUCAUCCUCCCCCUAUCCCAGUCCGACGGCAAGAACGGUGACGCCAAGGCGUCUCCCUCCAGUACGGUCUCUCCCAAGCCAAUCCUGAAGAACAAGAACGAGAACCACGUCCGGUUUGACCGCGAAGGUCCCGUCGAGGUCUCGGCCGAGGAUCUGGCGGCCGAGCAGAGGCGCCGCGAGCGUAGGGAGAAGGAGCGCCCCGAGCGGGAGAGGGAAAGGGAGCGUGAGCGUGAGCAGCGCGAUAGAGAUCGCCGCCGGCGCGACCGCGACCGCGACCCGGACCGGUACCGCGAGCGUGAGCGCAGCCGAGAGCGUGAGCGUGAGCGUGAGCGUGAGCGUGAGCGUGAGCGUGACCGCGACCGCGAUCACCACCGCCGCCACCGCUACUCUAAUUCGGGCGAGUCGUACCGCCACGGCCGCGGAGAGUCCGGCGGCGGCGCUUCGAGCCGCGACCGCGAGGAGGCCCGCCGCGAGAAGAAGAAGGCGUGGGGCCAGACCCUGGGCGCGGCCGGCAUCGGUGGCGCCGCCGCCAGCCUGCUGAGCGUCCUCACCGAGGCCGCCUCGGGACUCUAAACAGAUGUGUCGCCCUCCGGGCCCUACUUCGGGCCACUCAUUUCUUCCUUGUCAUUUCUACUCCUUCUCUUCCAUCUUGGACAUUUUCGACCCUUCGAGCGAUUUUCCUCCUUUUUGAGCGACAUCUUUUUCCUCCUAUUUUCCUCUUUCUUCCCAUAUGAUUAAUGAUUCCUUCGACUUUUCAAGUUUGAUGCCCCUCGUUAUACAUGGCUCUGGCCAACUUUCACUCUUUCCACCAUCUCACCCACGACGCUCCCUACAGAAGUUCAUGUCUCUCCUUGUCAUUAACUCAACGAAUCCAACUUGACUACACUUUUUACAGCUUGAUGUGUCUUCUUUUUCUAUUCUUCUAUCUCUAUCUUUUCUUUUUCUAUUCUCUGGAGCGCUGUUUCUGCAAUAUCGGUGUUUGGGGCAAAGAGUUGUAUGUGUUUGGAUACGACGCGGUGUUUGGUUGACAGAAGACAAACAGUCUGUCUUGGAAAGGGAAAAAAACAGCAGGUUAUUUUGAAUGAUACCCAUUAAACCAAUACAUGUAUACCUAAACCUCCUG